CUAAUAUUUCUUUGAAAACAACUCAAAUACAGUGUAGAGGGGUGUGCUGUAAGUAUUUAUUGUCACUAGAACCUGAUUGAUAUCACAGAUUGUACUUAGUAUUACCGUUCAAAGCAAUAUGACGUCUCCAUGGGCAAAAAUUCAACAGCCUCAUCCAGUAAAUCUGGAAGAAAUUCUAUCUGAAGAGUUGGCCAGACAACUGCAAAUUAAAGAAGAUAAAAAACUGAGUCAAAAAAAUAAUGAAGGCUUUAAAACUGUGUUUGAUAACAUUUCUGAUAGUGGGGAAGCCAUGGUUGAGGAAUUUAAUAGAUCUUCCACAUUGCUUGAUGAUUGUGGAGAAGAUGAUUUCAUCAGUAAUUCGGAUAAUGAAGAAGAAAUUUUAGAUGCCAAGGAAAGAAAAUUCUGGGAUAGAUUUGAAAAUUUAGAACCUGAAUUAGAUUUAAAUCCACAGUGCCCUAAUAAAAAUAAAGGACAUAUUUUAACAGAAGAUUAUCAAGUGAUGUCUGAAAUACAAAGAGUCUGUAGAUUGAAAGUGUAUCCACAUAAGUGUUUUAGUGAAACUAUCGAAUGCUGUCAAGAAAAGUUUACAUAUACGAUACUUUAUAAAAUGAUAGAAAAACAACUUUUGAAAAGCAUUCAUGGUAUCAUCGGUGAAGGUAGAGAAGCAAUAAUCCUUCAUGCCAAUUCAGAUCCCUCAUCCUUUUUGGAUGUUAACUUGCCUAAAGAAUGUGCUAUAAAAGUCUAUAAAACAAUCCUAUCUGACUUCAAAGGAUGUGAAAAAUUUGGCGAAUUGGAUCAUAGAUUUAUGAACAGAAAAGGAAGACAAGCUUCCACAAGCAUUAUAAGUAUUUGUGCUGAGAAGGAAAUGACCAAUCUGAUGUUAAUGCAAGAGGCUGGAAUACCUUGUCCAAAAGUAGUUACACUUCGAAAACAUGUAUUGGUGAUGGAGUUUAUUGGGAAAAACCAGAUACCUGCUCCAACAUUAAAGGAUGUGAGAAGGUUAGACAUUGAUUGGAAAAAUGCUUAUGAACAGGUCAUUGUAUAUAUGAAGAUUCUCUUUAACAAGUUAAAUUUGGUACAUGCAGAUCUGAGUGAAGAUAAUAUCUUGUGGUAUGAAGGCCAAUGUUAUCUUAUUGAUGUCAGUGAAUGUGUAGAGAAAAGCCAUGAAAAAGCACUAUUAUGCUUAUAUAGAGAUUGUACUAAUAUCACAGAUUUUUUUUCUAAGAAAGAUGUACCAAAUGUGGCUACACCAAAUGGGCUGUUUAGUUAUAUAACAGGCUUCGAUUUUAAUGACCGGGUUGCUCUACCUGAUAAAAAGGAAUCUCUCAAAUUUAAACGGAAACCACAUCCAAUUCAGAAGCCCCCAAUAGAACUAGAAUACAAUGUAGUUAAACAAAGGAAGAGAAAAAAUUCAGAAACACCCAAUAGGACUAGAAUACAAUGUAGUUAAACAGAGAGAAAAAAUUAGGAGAUUUAUAGUUUCAUGAGAAGCGUUUAUAACAGUAUAUUUAUUGUUUGGCUGUGAAAAUUCUUUCCAGUAUUUUUAUCAAUUUAAAUAACAUAAAUACGUAAAUAAGUAAAAUGUAUUCUAGUCACCUAAAAAGCUAUGUGAAAUAUUUUGUUGAAUAUUGUUUAAUUUUUUAAUUACACAUGAUUUUGGAAUAAAUAAAUUAAAUGACA
Molecule: messenger RNA, 1680 nt
Organism: Diabrotica virgifera virgifera (western corn rootworm)
Lineage: Eukaryota; Metazoa; Arthropoda; Insecta; Coleoptera; Chrysomelidae
Product: serine/threonine-protein kinase RIO3-like
Exons: 5
Coding region: 119-1450 (443 amino acids)
Biological process (GO): maturation of SSU-rRNA; protein phosphorylation
Cellular component (GO): preribosome, small subunit precursor; cytosol
Molecular function (GO): protein serine/threonine kinase activity; ATP binding
Source: RefSeq, a predicted model, not a curated record